AUGCGUCGGAGACUUCUAUCUGAGUCCCAAGUUGAUAAGGAAUACUUUAACUCCCUGAUUGAACAACAAAAAGUUGAUGACAUCACGAUUGGUGUUUUCUAUCGAUCUCGUACAUUGACCGUACUAGUUAUCAUCUGGUUGUGUUUGGCUUACUUCGCUUUUUCAAGGUCCCCUACACAACCACUGCAGUAUAAUUUAUAUCAUGCAUUUAUGGCUGUAUGUGUUAUAUUUUUACUGAUAUCGGUGAUGAUAAUGCCUAAUGGCCCAUUUAUUCGACCACAUCCAGCCCUAUGGAGGAUGGUUUUUGGUGCUAGUUUACUAUAUUUUUUAUGUUUAGUUGCAGUCGUGUUUCUUCGUCUAGAUGAAGCUCGCGCCAUUUUGAUUUGGGUAUAUCCUGAACUGAAACAUAUGCGUCACUCUGAUAUUCUUGAUAAAGAGUAUGCCGUUAAUUGUAGUCAGAUAUCACUUGCUCGAGUUUAUUCUCAUAUGGAUAUCUUUGCAUUGGCACAUUUUCUUGGUUGGCUUAUUAAAGCAACUCUAUUAAGACAUCAUAUUAUUGCGUGGACUUUGUCGAUCAAUUGGGAAAUAACCGAAGUAGCUUUUUCACAUAUUCUACCAAAUUUCAAUGAAUGUUGGUGGGAUAGUCUCAUCUUAGAUAUAUUAGUCUGUAAUGGUUUAGGUAUACAAUGUGGUAUGUGGUUAUGUCGUUGGUUAGAAAUGCGUGAUUAUCAAUGGGAUUCCAUUCGUAAUAUACCAAGUGCACGUGGUAAAUUAAAACGUGCAUUUUACAGUUCACACCACGCAGUCUGGCAAUUGGCUGAAUUGAAUUCAUUCUUUUUAAAGCAUAUAUUUAUUGUUAAACCAAGUCAUAUUUUAACACAAUUACGCCUACUUUUAAUUACAUGUAUAUCGGCACCAGCUAUAAGACAAUACUACUUAUACGUCAUUGAUCCACAUAUCAAACGUGUUGGAUCUCAACUAUGGCUUUUUAUUGCAAUAAUUCUUACUGAGUUAUUAGUUUGCUUAAAAUUGGGUAGUGAAAUAUUUGAAAAUACGGUCUUCUGGAAUCUCAUUUACUGGGGUAUAUGGAUGGUAUUCAGUUCCUUUUUAACUGUAUGGAUUGGUCGAUAUUUGGCGAAUGGUCAUUCGUCUAAAAGGUUACCAUCGUUGUCAUCAGAUAAUCAGGAGAAUAUCAAUCAAUCAUCGUGUAUGAAUUCGAAGGAGAAUUCUAAAAAUAAUAAUAAUAAUAAUAACUUAGAUAAUAAAUCACGUCAAGUGACCAUAUCAGAUGAUGUCAUCACAUUUGAUAGAUUAUCACAAACAAGUACAACCCAUUUAUCAUCGUUUUCGUCAUCGAUAUCAUCAUCAAUGACCAAUAUUUCUAAUCAUGUUAAAAUCGAAUAA
Molecule: messenger RNA, 1404 nt
Organism: Schistosoma curassoni
Lineage: Eukaryota; Metazoa; Platyhelminthes; Trematoda; Strigeidida; Schistosomatidae
Source: the annotation of a GenBank genome assembly